Molecule: messenger RNA, 1895 nt
Organism: Plodia interpunctella (Indianmeal moth)
Lineage: Eukaryota; Metazoa; Arthropoda; Insecta; Lepidoptera; Pyralidae
Product: mitochondrial enolase superfamily member 1-like
Exons: 9
Coding region: 54-1424 (456 amino acids)
Biological process (GO): amino acid catabolic process; carbohydrate catabolic process
Molecular function (GO): magnesium ion binding; L-fuconate dehydratase activity
Source: RefSeq, a predicted model, not a curated record
GUCGGAAUAUAAAAUUAGUGUCUCGAGUUAUCGCUGAGAGUAUACGCUGCAUAAUGCCGCUCAAUAGAAAUGGUCUUAAAAUCGUCUCUUUAGACGUUAAAGACGUGAGGUUUCCCACUUCUCUUGGAGGCCAUGGUUCUGAUGCAUUGCAUACGGAUCCAAACUACUCGUGCGCAUACGUGACCACGACUACCGAGAAUGGCUCUCAGGGUUUCGGUCUGACGUUCACGUGCGGCCGCGGCACCGAGGUGGUGGUGCUGUGCAUACGCGCAUUGAAGCGGUUCGUCGUGGGCAAGAAUGCUGUAGACAUCUUCCAGAACUUCGCCAGCUUCUGGCGCGCCAUCACCAAUGACUCUCAAAUGCGAUGGAUUGGGCCUGAGAAGGGAGUGGCUCACCUGGCGGCGGCCGCCAUAUUGAACUCUCUGUGGGACCUGUGGGCGAGGCUGGAGAACAAACCGCUGUGGAGGCUGCUCGUCGACAUGGAGCCCGAGGAACUGGUGUCUACUAUUGACUUCCGUUACAUCACCGAUGUCGUCACUAAGGAGGAGGCCAUCCAGAUGCUCAGAGCAAAGAAAGCAGGCAAAGCUGAAAGGGUCCAAUAUCUGAUAGAGAAUGGAUACCCCGCAUAUACGACUCAAGUCGGAUGGAUGGGUUAUAGUGAUGAGCUGGUUCAGCAGUUGUGCGAGAAGUACCUGAAGCUCGGGUUCACGAACUUCAAGGUCAAGGUCGGGGUCAACCUCGCCGACGACCUCAGGAGAUGCACCGCUGUGCGCAAGCACAUCGGGAAAGACAACGUAUUGAUGGUGGACGCGAAUCAGGCAUGGAGCGUGGGUGAAGCCAUCGAUUGGAUGAAGAAGCUGGCGCAUUUGAAGCCGCUGUGGAUCGAGGAGCCUACGUCGCCGGACGAUGUGCUGGGACACGCUGCUAUUGCCCAGGCCCUUAAGCCGUUGGGCAUCGGCGUGGCGACGGGUGAGAUGUGCGCCAACCGCGUGAUGUUCAAGCAGUUCCUGCAGAGCGGAGGCGUGCAGUACUGCCAGAUAGACUCCGCGCGCAUCGGCGGCAUCAACGAAAUCCUGGCUGUCUACCUCAUGGCUGAAAAACUUAAUGUGAAAGUGUGUCCGCAUGCGGGCGGAGUGGGCCUGUGCGAGAUGGUGAACCACCUGCAGUUCUGGGACUACGCGAGUCUGUCUGGGGCCAUCGACGGCCGCCUCGUAGAGUACGUCGACCAACAACACGAGCACUUCUACGACCCGUGCGUUGUUGAGAAUGCCAGAUACUUGGCACCGAAGAAUCCUGGCUACAGCACACAGUUCCUGCCCGAAGCAUUGGAAAAAUUCUCAUAUCCGAAUGGCAGCGAGUGGCGGAGGAUGAUCAAAGAUGGCGUCUUCCCGAAGCCUGAUGAAGCCGAACUCGUCAAUGCCUAGUUUCCUUUAUUUGACCAAAAUCACCAUAACCUUCUCAAUGGAUUAUUUUGACAAAAGUGUAGAGAUAUAUAAUUCUAUUCAAUUAACAAUCUAACUUGACCGUAGGCAGAGAGAACUAUAGUCAUUUCGCUCAUACAAAGCUCAUAUAAAGAGAGGCGCGUAUUAGUUGAGAUGCAACAGAUCGUUUCGUUGUGUAAGUAAGCGUAAGAAUGUGUAUGAAAUAGUUCAUUUUAUGUGGCUACGCUCAUCCUUGUCUUGUAUUAAUAUUUUCUACGAUUUAAACCGAUCCCAUAUAAAUUAUAAAACGAAAGAAAAAAAAAAAACAAUUCGCGAUAAUGGUAUCUCAAAUUGUUUUUGGAAUGCAGUUUAUUGAAACUGCAUACUUUAAGGAGGGAACUUUGUCAUAGCCAUAUUUAAAUAACAAUAAUUUGUAAUCUCCUAUAUGAUCUUAAAAUAAUAUACAAUGAUAUU